Xenia sp. Carnegie-2017 is the source of this 946-nucleotide messenger RNA. RefSeq lists its product as uncharacterized. Gene Ontology annotation, molecular function: carbohydrate binding. The transcript has 4 exons. The record is from RefSeq and is a predicted model, not a curated record. Bases 136 to 765 code for a protein of 209 amino acids. Lineage: Eukaryota; Metazoa; Cnidaria; Anthozoa; Malacalcyonacea; Xeniidae.
GUAAUGACUUAACGAGUCAAUGAUCUUAUGAGCGUGGAUACGAAUUUGACAGAAAUUAUCAAAAAUUCCUAAUGUUUUUAUUGGGAUUUUAUAGAAAACUGUAGAACUCGACAGAGCAUUUGGCAAAAUAAGGUAAUGAAGUUACCUGUAAGACUACUUGGUUAUUUUAUCAUUCUUGGCACAUUUAAAUGCACACUCAGUAGUCCAGUGAGCAACAACGAAAGAAGUCAUGUGAUAAAAAAGAGAGACAGUGUUGAAGAUUAUUACUGGAACGAGCGCCUACCUCUUGGCUUCUUCGUCAACAAUGGUGGCGGUGAAGUUGGGAACUACAGCCCAUUACAUGGUCAGGCGACAGGGAGUGGCUAUGGUCACAGUUAUUAUAACGGAGCACCUUUCCAGAGAUCGGACAUACCAGAAAAACCUAAAAAUGCUGACCUGAAGACAACAGUCACGUGUGAAGGAGAAAAGGAAUGGAUAGAGUGCGACAAGUACAGACUCAUCAACAUCAAGUCGGUUUUCUGGGGAAGGGACGAUAGAAACACAUGCACCAACGAUGCAAUCGCACGCGGUCUAAAAACGGACGCCAUGUGUCCUCAAGAUGAGUCGAACACGAUGACGAAAGUGAGAAACCAAUGUCAAGAUGAAAACGCCUGUGAGAUAUCAGCAUCCACGAUAUUUUUCGAUAAAACAGACUGCCCAAGCGUUUAUAAGUACCUCAGACUAGAAUAUGAAUGUCAGCAUAGCGAGUCUAAGAUUAAAGAAUAAUUCAAAGAGUCAUGUUGUCUGAGUCAGAUCUUCAAAAAAUGUUGUACAGCGAAAGAUUGGACACGAUCAAAGGAAAAAACAUCGAGGAUCAACUCGCUGAACAAAAUAGAAUAAUUAAAUGUAAUGUAAAUAUUGUAUUUUUAUAAAGCAUUUAAUUAUACAAAUAAAAAUGAACCCUCAA